Sabethes cyaneus is the source of this 1161-nucleotide messenger RNA. RefSeq names its product putative odorant receptor 83c. The transcript is spliced from 5 exons. Bases 1 to 1161 code for a protein of 386 amino acids. NCBI's taxonomy places the organism in Eukaryota, Metazoa, Arthropoda, Insecta, Diptera, Culicidae. Gene Ontology annotation, cellular component: plasma membrane. The record is from RefSeq and is a predicted model, not a curated record. Gene Ontology annotation, molecular function: olfactory receptor activity; odorant binding. Gene Ontology annotation, biological process: sensory perception of smell; detection of chemical stimulus involved in sensory perception of smell.
AUGGACUUGAUUAAGAAGACGAAUACUUUUCGCAAAAUUCGUGUGAACAUAACAGACCCACAUAAAGUGUAUCAUGACAUAAUGUACAACAUAAAUCAAUUUGGUCGCAAAACGCUCGGCAUGGACAUGAUGAACUUGGAUUUCUCGUUUGUCAAUCCUCGCUUUAUUUUCCUGCUGAUUAUUAUGACCAGUUUUUUGUACGCGGAUUUGGAAUCGUCGGUGCUGGCAGAGGAUCUGGCUGGUUUUGCCUACAACAUAGCGGUGCUCGGAUUUGGUUUGCAAGGAUUCGCAAAGUUCGAUGCCUACAUUUUUCGUAAAAAAGGUAUGAACACUCUGAUCUUCAAAGGCAGUGCUAUUUUGGCUGAACAUAGGAAUACGGAGAGGCUUAAACAGAUUAUGAUCGACAGCAUGGCCUUCAACAAAAUGAUCUUAAAAUUUUACACUUUUCUGUACGUGAUGGUCUUCGUGAUCAUGUCUGCGUUCGGGAUAUUAAUAAGCCUAUACAGUGGCAGAAUGCAAUUAUCAUGCGGGUUUCAGUUUUCAUUCAUCGACACAACCCGUUUGCCAGGAUAUGUAGCAACCUACAUAUAUCAGACUACCGGUGUAUUCAUGGUAGCCGUUAGCUCAUUUUGCAAUGAUGUUUUGAUAACGGUAUUGUUUGUUAAUGCGUUGGCAAUGUUCGACUGCAUCAUAAGUGAUUUGAAAGAACUCUCCAAACUUUCACAGCUGGAGAAGACACCUGCCACUCGAUAUGCUAUGUCAGAGCAAAUGAAAUCGUUAAUUAAGCAACAUCAAUAUGUACUAGAGUAUCUCAAUCUUUCAAAUAAAGUUUUCAGCCUAUACUUUUUCAUGAGCCUCACAUGUUUGACGGUUGCUAUUGCAAUUAUGAUGAUUGCAUUAGUAUGGGCUCAUUGGUAUCCAGGAAUAUUUAUGAGUGCAGUUGCAUCGUUUCAAAUUCUCAUUUUAUGUCUACUUGGAACAUUACUUUUAAUGAAGGAAGACGAAUUGGUUCGUGAGGUAUACAAUGUGACAUGGUAUGACCUGGAUAUUGAGGAGCAAAAUUCUUUACGUUUGAUGCUUCUAAUGUCGCAACACUUCAAAGAGAUCUCAUAUCGCUUCGGUGCGAUGAAUGUGGAAACUUAUUUGAAGAAAUCUUCAUAA